AUGGAGCCCAGUGUGCCUAAACUGAAGGAGCCCGCCAAGUCCCACUGCAUCAAAGUCAUCUCCAUGGGCAACGCUGAAGUGGGGAAACUACAAGAGCAAGGCUGGCGGGCCACCAACAGUGGCACCAUGCUCCCACAGGCUGUGGCUAACACCGAGACAUCUGUGACACCCCCAGACCCGGCGCCUAAGAGCCCUGCGGCCAGUGGUGUGCCCCAGGCCCCGGCGCCCACCAGGCUGCUUGCAGGGAGCCCUGGAGGAGACGCAGCCCCCAGGCCUGCCCAGGCCUCAUCACCUCCCACAGGCAGCAGGGACGCAGAGAAAAAGGUUCUCGCCACCAAAGUCCUUGGAACUGUCAAACAGUUCAAUGUCAGAAAAAGAUAUGGAUUUAUAAACCGAAAUGACACCAAAGAAGAUGUGUUUGUACACCAGACUGCCAUCAAGAAGAAUAAUCCACGCAAUUAUCUGUGUAAUGUGGGGGAGGGAGAAAUUGUAGAGUUUGAUGUGGUUGCAGGAAAAGGAGGUCCUAAAGCAACAAAUGUGACUGGCCCAGAUGGAGUUCCAGUAGAAGGGAGCCGCUGUGCUGUGCGCCGUGGACCUCCCCAUAAUGCUGGUGAGAUUAGACAGAUGAAAGAUGGAGUCCCCGAGGGAACACAACUCCUGGUCCAUCGGAAUCCAACCUACCACCCGAGGUUCCGCAGGGGACCUGCUCACCCACGCACGAGCCAAUAUCGUUCCCUACAGGUGCUGCGGCUUCAGCGUGCCCUGCCGCCGCCCCUCCAGCUGAAGCUUCAGCGUGCCCUGCCCCGGCCACUCCAGCCCAAACUGCCACUUCUGAUUCACAGCCUUUGCAUCCUGCCAUUACUGCCGUUCCCACGCUAA
Molecule: messenger RNA, 879 nt
Organism: Arvicanthis niloticus (Nile rat)
Lineage: Eukaryota; Metazoa; Chordata; Mammalia; Rodentia; Muridae
Source: RefSeq, a predicted model, not a curated record